ACAGAUACAACUAAUUAAGACUGAAACACUUUUGUAAUGCUACGCUCAACUGAAUCACGACUAGAACAUGUCAUUCAGCUUUAUCACUGUGUUAGUUGUAGUUAUAAAAAAAACUGUACACACUAACGACAAGCGGCUCGCGUCGCGAGAGCAUCGAAUCAACAAUGCGGUAGUGUAAACAAACUAUCGGAGCAGAUUUAUAUGAGUUCCAAAUUUUUUGGCAACAUUUCAGUGGACAAUUUUCAUAAUGGCAGGCGGAGAACCAUCGAUAUACUCACAAAAGGAUAAAGAUCAAAUUGUCAAUUUUAUGGAGUAAGCGAUUACAUCCAAUGAUAGCAAAAACUUAAAGACUUUACACAAGUCGCUGAAGGUAGCAUUGAAAAAGGAAAGAUCGAAAGUAGUGACAAAAAUCCACAAGAACAUAUUCAAAUUUAUGCAAAAGAACGUUUUGAACAACAAUAUGGAUCAAAAUUCGAUUGUUGAAUCUACGAAUAUCCCAAAUGACCUUAAUCCAUUGGAUGAAAGUGAUCGUGAUUCUAGUGUCGUCGAUUCAGUUUCAAAUACGCAUGGAAUUGUUGAUUUCGAGCCGCCUCGUCAACAAUCAACAAUUGGGAAUAUUCAAAUAAAGGAAUCCAACGACAUAAUAUUCGGAAAUAGAAUAAUUUACAAUGGACCAGUGAACAUUCAUCGACAUGUGCUCCAACAUAAUCCAUCUGAUUCACAAGCAACUGACGAAAAUGUUGAUCAAAGUGCCGAACAUUUGAAUCCCAUUGAUCGUCCUAGUGAAAAUACUACAAACGACGUGGACAAUGUGAUGAACAAAAUUUUUGCUGUUUCCCCAGUGUUGAUCAUAGUCAUAACUGUGAUCUAUUGUGCAGCUCCGAUUGCAAAACGAAGCGCUAUUGUUAUUAUUUUCAAAUGUUUCAUCCUUAUGCUUUUUCUGUUGAUCAUAGCUUAUUCACUUUUAUGGUCGGUGCUCGGUGAACAUGUUAAUGAAGUUAACGACUCGUUUAUCUAUACUGUGAUAAUAUGUGCUGUUCUAUACCUUGGGUUUGCUAUAAUGUAUUUAUUUUUAAGUGUCGUGUUUGACACAUAAAUCCAGUACAAACUUUGCGAAUACCUUAUGAUCAUUGAACCGAUUAUAGAUCACAAUUUGUGAUUGAAUCAACUGUGACAUCACCAAUGUGGACUCAGAUUUAGGAAUUUGGUCUUCAACCUAAAGGCAAUUCACUCCAAAAUAGACAUUCACACUCCAAAAGAGACACACAAAAAUUACAUGGACAGCAAAUCGACGUAAAUUAAAAACAAAGAAAAAAAAAUUGAAUUCUCUUGUUUAAUAACAAGUGUGUUUUCCAUUGGUUCAAAUAUUUAUAAUUCGCUUAUUCUACUCUGUUCUCUUAUUUUCUUGCGAUCGAUUCGUUGGCGUUUAUAAACAAGUCGAACAAUUCAUGUUAAUCGCGUUGAAUGCAGCACGGAUGAAUAAAUAAACAUUAGAGCAUAAAAGCAUCGAAUCAGCGUAUUUCACGAAAGAAUGGAGAAAAAGAACUGAAAGCAAAAUUUUAUCAUAAUUUCACCGCAGUAACGGAAUCGAUCGAAUCAGCAAGUACAGACGCAGCAACUGAAAGAACAACAAGAAAAAGAAAGAAAACACCUUUCAGUGUGCACUUUGAAUUCAAUCCAAUCGGACAUACAGUUGUCUAAAACAGCGGCAAUCAAGACGAUUUAAUAUGAGUAAAAAAGCCAAAAAUUCUGCAAUUAAAAAAUACACCAAUUCGCAUGAAAAUGAAAGUGACUCCAGCGAUUCAGCUUUGGAUGGAAAUGAAACGUUCAAACCAUUUCACCAAGAACGAAUUGGUGACGUUCAUAUAAAUCGAUCAAGUGAUACCGUCUUUGGGAAUAAAGUGCGUGUUUUCAACAGACAUCAACGUCCGCCUAAUUCAGAAGGAGUUAAUGGUGACAAUCAAAAGACCGAUGUUUUGCAUCAAUCCAGUGCACCAAAUAGCACAUUUUCGAUUGUUGAACUGAACGAUUUGUUCGCACGACCGCUUGUGCAAACGGUUUAUAUGAUCGCAAUCCUGGUCGUUUUGUGCCUUGUGAAGUAUUUCCUUGCUUUAUUCGACUCUUAGGCUCAGUACCGGCAACAGAACUCAACCGAACAGUAUUUUUGAAAAUAGCGAAUAAUUGAAAGCCAAUAAAGUAAAUCCAAGUCUUUGUUUUGCACCGAAAAUGAUUUGAUUGUGAUAAUAUUUAAUUCAACGGUCAAGCUUAAAAUAUGAACUAUAAAAAAAAUCAUUGUAGCAAAUGUUAGACUAUUGCAUAGUGCGGUUAUUCAUAAAAUUCAUCAAUUUAAUCAUAUCCACCAGCUCUAAAAUACUAUUGACAUUGACAUUGAAUUCAUGUCGAGGCAAUCUAAGAAACACGAGCAGUUACGUCACUUCAAAAGUAUACACACACUCAAACAUGUUCAAAUAAAUGAAACCAAUCUAUCGUUAUGCUGAGUUAUGUAUUUGUGAGUCAUUCGAUAUGAUAUUUGUGGCGAUCACUUUUUGGCAUUUGUAAACAAGUAACACAAUCGAAUACAUCACGAAUGUGUGGAUAAACAUUAGAAUAAAGAAGAACAGUGAAGAACAGUGAAGACUUCGAGUGAAUUGAUUGAGUCAGCUUAUCGCCUCAAAAAAAAAACAACGAUAAGAUCAAAAUUAGAGCUCCAGUUCAGAAACGAUACCGUUUGAGUCGAGUGCAAAUAGUGAAAUUGAAAGAGUAACAAAAACAAAAUACAAAGCCAAUAGGCAUAAAUAAAAACGGGCGAUUGAUAAAUUAAAAGGCGACGUAGUGACAAAAUAAAAAUGAAAUGAAUUCAAUAAAAAAGUUCUUCAAUAAAGCGAAUCGAAAUUCAAUUGUCCGGAGCUCGAAUGUCACAGAUGACAAUAACUCGACGGAUGUAAGUGAUGAUGAAUCUAGUGUCGUAGAUUCGGUUUCAGAUGGGAAUGAAUUGGCUCCUUUUGAUCCGCCUCAUCAACAAUCGAACAUCGGGCACAUUCAAAUAAACGCAUCGAAUGACGUCACCAUCGGCAAUAGAAUAAUCUAUCAUGGGCCAGUUACCAUCCAUCAGCAGGUGCUCAAUCAAAACCGGUCUGAUCCACAAGUAAAUGGUGGUAAUGUUAAUCGAAGUGCCGACGUUUUAAAUCGACCCGUAUUCACGGCCGAAGCGGCAGGUUCAUUGCGGAUUGUUGAACGAAGUGAAUGGUUUGCACGGCCACCUGCACGAGAAUUGGAGCCUUUGGAACAACCAGCGAUUCGCGUAAUUAUUGCAUAUACCGCGGGCCAACACUCUACUAUACACAGAGAGUGUGCUGAAAUUGUUCGCAACUAUCAAGCCGAGCACAUUGAGCUAAAAGGCUGGGAUGAUAUCGCCUAUAAUUUCUUAGUUGGUGGUGACGGUUCCGUUUAUGUCGGCCGAGGAUGGGACUACAAAGGCGCACACAGCCGGAUUUACAAUCGCAGAAGCAUUUGUAUUGCAUUCAUUGGGACAUUCUCCACAAGUCCACCACCGGAACGUUCUUUGAUUGCAGCUCAGCAAUUGAUUAAACGCGGCGUUGAACUGAAGAAAAUCGCCGAAGACUAUCGUUUGUACGGAGCUCGUCAGUUGAUACAAACUGUUAGCCCCAGCAACAUCGUCUACGAAAUUAUUAAAACUUGGGAUCAUUGGACCGAAGAAGUUAUUCCACCGUGAAUUCACUGCCAAAAAUAUCAAAGUCGUUCAAAAAUGUAGUUAGUUCAUAGCAAAAAAUGUUCUUCACUAAUCGAAUUACCGUCACCAAAUCACUCAUCAACGAUUUGUUUUUCACUAUCAAUAGGUAUUAAUUUUACUUGCCAAAAAAAACUAGGCUAGCCUUCUAAAACUUUGUUUCAACAUCAAUAAACUCGAAUGAAAUUUGUGUUCCACCAAACUAUUCGGUAUCAAAAUACCUAAAAAUAGAAAUAAAUAACAAAUUUAAAGCAAUAAAAAUAGAAAAUCGAACAACAA
This is a messenger RNA of Sitodiplosis mosellana (orange wheat blossom midge), 4027 nucleotides long. RefSeq names its product peptidoglycan recognition protein 1-like. Gene Ontology annotation, molecular function: zinc ion binding; N-acetylmuramoyl-L-alanine amidase activity. The transcript is spliced from 6 exons. The coding region runs from base 2852 to 3733 and encodes 293 amino acids. The record is from RefSeq and is a predicted model, not a curated record. Gene Ontology annotation, biological process: peptidoglycan catabolic process. NCBI's taxonomy places the organism in Eukaryota, Metazoa, Arthropoda, Insecta, Diptera, Cecidomyiidae.